Molecule: messenger RNA, 6644 nt
Organism: Ctenopharyngodon idella (grass carp)
Lineage: Eukaryota; Metazoa; Chordata; Actinopteri; Cypriniformes; Xenocyprididae
Product: solute carrier organic anion transporter family member 5A1
Exons: 10
Coding region: 388-2964 (858 amino acids)
Biological process (GO): transmembrane transport; sodium-independent organic anion transport
Cellular component (GO): membrane
Molecular function (GO): protein binding
Source: RefSeq, a predicted model, not a curated record
GUCGAGGACAACAACUCACUACCUCUGUCUCUAUCGCCCGUGAUUCUGCACAGCUGAAUCUCUUCUGAAUCAUUCAACUACAAAGAAUAAUUUCAGCACCAUGACCAGAGAUCAAUUCCUCCUGUUUAUAAUGAAAUGAAUUGAACUUUUUGCUGCUACACUUCUAGAUGAGGCAGCACAUGAUGCUUGCAUAUGAUAUGAUCACUUUCCAAUCUAUUAUGAUGAGGAAUAUGUAGAAAAAUAGCAGUUGGACAGGUAUACAGAGGAACCAUGCUUGGAAGUGUAGUCAGUGUACCUCUUUAUUGUGUGUCUGUGUAGUCUAACUGCUGUAAACUUUAAUUUAUAAUUAAAUUAUAGUUCUAUUUGCAUUGACUCCAAGCAGCCAAAAUGACUUCACCUUAUAACGAUGAGACCAGAAGUGAUAUAUCAGAGUCUCUGGAAGUCUGUGAAUUCGAGGGACAGUACGGAGAUCCGGGUGGCUACUACAAAUCCAAAAGCUUGCCUGUUCUUAAUGGCAGCUGUCCGAAUGUUAAUGAGACGUUUGAACCGAGGCUGGUCAGCACGACGCAGACUUUAGUAAAUACUGACCAGUGCUUGGUGUUCAAUGAGCUGCGGCAGAAAGGAGACUCAAGCGAACUGGAUUCACCCACCAGGACUGAUUUCUCCCCUUCGAUGUCCAGUAUGGUGGGUCUUAGUAGCUCAAUGAAAACUGAGCCCAACCGAGCCGGUGGCAAAAAAAUAGGCUUUUCAUUGGCAAGAUUCAUCCGCUUUCCUGUGAGGAAGUACAUGAGGGUGAUUCUGUCAGACUCUAGGUGUUUUCUGUUCUGUAUGUGUUACCUGACGUUCAUCCAGUCGUUGAUGGUCUCGGGCUACCUUAGUAGUGUCAUCACCACUAUAGAAAAGAGAUACAGCCUUAGAAGCUCUGAAUCAGGACUGCUGGUUAGCUGCUUUGACAUUGGAAGUCUGUUGGUGGUGGUCUUCAUCAGUUAUUUCGGGGGUCGAGGCCAGAGGCCACGCUGGUUGGCGGUAGGUGGGGUGUUUAUCGCUGUGGGAGCAGCUCUCUUCUCCCUUCCACAUUUUAUCUCUCCACCCUAUCAAAUCCAAGAGGUCAACUCCUCCACGGGGAACAAGGGCCUGUGCUUGAAUGGGAACGGGAGCAGAAGGGACGCUCUGGACGUGUCGUCCUGUGCACGAGACCAAGAGGGCAACGAUCACUCCAUAUAUGUUGCCCUAUUCAUCUGCGCCCAGGUCCUGGUGGGCAUGGGAUCCACUCCCAUCUACACGCUGGGACCAACGUACCUGGAUGAUAACGUGAAAAAGGAGAACGCAUCCCUCUACCUUGCUAUUAUGUAUGUGAUGGGUGCUCUGGGGCCAGCUGCGGGUUACCUCCUGGGAGGCGUUCUGAUUGGUUUCUACGUGGAUCCCAAAACAAUUGCCAACAUUGAGCAAAGUGAUCCACGCUUUGUUGGCAACUGGUGGAGUGGUUUCCUGCUCUGUGCUUUCGCCAUGCUGUUGGUCAUCUUCCCCAUGUUCGCUUUUCCCAAAAAACUGCCCCCUCGUCACAAGAAGAAGAAGAAAAAGAACGGGACGGACAGCACUUCUAAUGACGACGAUGUCCUGAAAGAGAAAUCCAACAGCAAAGGCCAGACCGUGGCGUCCUCCAUGGGCUUUGGGAAGGACAUCAAAGACCUCCCCAAGGCUGCCAUAAGGAUCCUCAGCAACAUGACGUUUCUGUUUGUGAGUCUGUCCUACACGGCCGAGAGUGCCAUUGUCACUGCCUUCAUCACCUUCAUCCCCAAGUUCAUCGAGUCGCAGUUUGGAAUCCCUGCCUCCAACGCCAGCAUAUACACAGGGGUCAUUAUCGUGCCCAGUGCAGGCGUGGGCAUCGUACUGGGUGGCUACAUCAUAAAGAAACUUAAGCUUGGAGCUCGUGAGUCUGCCAAGCUGGCCAUGAUCUGCAGUGGGGUGUCUCUUCUGUGCUUCUCCACCCUCUUCAUUGUGGGCUGUGAGAGCAUAAACCUGGGCGGCAUCAAUAUCCCUUAUACCACAGGGCCGACCCUCACUCUGACCCACAGAAACCUGACUGGAGGCUGUAAUGUGAAUUGUGGCUGUCGGAUCAACGAGUAUGCUCCUGUGUGUGGCUCAGAUGGCAUCACAUAUUUCAACCCCUGCCUGGCGGGAUGCAGUAUGGUUGGCAAUGACAGCACUGGGAUCAGAAACUACACAGACUGUGCAUGCGUGCAGAGCAGACAGGUCAUCACCCCACCCACCAGCGGCCAAGGCAACCAGCUGCAGCUGGUCAUAGUGAAGACCUACCUGAACGAGAACGGAUUCGCUGUGUCAGGGAAGUGUGAUCGCACCUGCAACACGCUCAUCCCCUUCCUCAUCUUCCUCUUCAUUGUUACGCUCAUCACAGCUUGUGCACAACCCUCCGCCAUUAUCGUCACUCUCAGGUCAGUAGAAGAGCAAGAAAGACCAUUUGCUUUAGGAAUGCAGUUUGUGCUGCUAAGAACUCUGGCCUACAUUCCCACACCCAUCUACUUUGGGGCGGUGAUUGACACCACCUGUAUGCUGUGGCAGCAGGACUGUGGCGUUCACGGCUCUUGCUGGGAGUACGACGUCACUUCUUUCCGCUUCGUUUACUUCGGCCUGGCUGCCAGCCUCAAAUUUGUGGGCUUCGUGUUCAUCUUCCUCACCUGGUACUCAAUUAAAUACAAAGAGGAUCGGCUGAAGCGCUGGCAGCAGCAUCUGCCACCUCUGGGCACCGUCAGCGAGCUCAUCUGUCAUGCAGGAGGCCACAAGAGCCACGCUCGCACCCGCUCCUGCCCUGUUUUCACACCCCGCCCCGAGCCCCCUGAGCAGCCCGCUCUUAAUCGCGGACACUGCAGCCAGAGCUGCCCUGGAAACACCCUCAAAGCAAUAACCCCACCUGCCCGCUCAAUGCAGGAAAUGAAUCGCAUCUGAAGACGCGUCCCCCGACAUCUGCCUCCAUGUGCCUUCCUGUCAGGUGUCCUUCUCUACGACAAGACAGGGCCAACGUACGCCUGUUUUUCCUCCCGCGCGACUUUCAGGGGCUUGCUGCGCUCGCCGAUCUCAAUGUCACCAGUACAAUCUCACAGCAAAUACAUGUCACGUAAAAAUCAUACCGUAUUUGCUGUAGAAGCGUAUGGAAGACAUCUCAUGGUGCUAAAAGGGGAAGAGGGAGGACAUUUCUUUGUCUCUGAUCUUGGAUGACAAGAUGAUUAUAUCAAAGACGUACCACAAGCACAAAUAGAAAUCAGUUCUAUGCAACACCGUACUGCAUUACAGCCUCCAGGCAGUUUAUCAUCAUCAUUCGCAACAGUAUUCCCAACAGAAGAACAUCUCACAUGGUCUUUCUGAACAAGUCUUUGAAAAAUUCACAUCGCAAUGGUGUAAAUAACUCCCUUCUGGCUAGUUCUGAAGGGGUUGGUUAUCGUCAAUGUGAUUUGGGUGGUAUUCAAGGAGCUGUACAGGAACAUUCAGCCUCCUCCAGACAGAUCACAGUGCUGUAUGUGAAUUCAGUGCCUCAAAUUGCCCCAUCAGCAGUGAGGUCUGCUGGCUAUCAGGCUGAGCACUGAGUGGACUGCUAAAAUGCAUUUUGAGAAGGACUUCAAAGCCUAGUCUUCUCAUUCUUCAUCUUCAUAAUCAUUCUGUCUGUUCAGUGAUUGACUCUCAAUGGCGAUGUGUUUUGAUGCAUACUGUGGGAUCAGAUGUUAGCAUGAUUUAGCAGAGAUGUUGUUCAGUGGUCCAAUAUCAGGUCUCGAAAAAGUUCAGACCUAUUUGAUGGAUUUUUUGGUGAAUCCGUAUUCAAAUCAGUUUUGUUUUUUUUGUAGUGUGAACAGCAAAAAACACAUGAAAUCUGAUGUUUACAAACCUGAUCUAAACUGGAUUCACAUCUAGUUUGAAAUCUGAUUCAAAACUGUUUUUUUUCUCAGUAUGAACGAUUUGAUCAGACUUGGAUUGACAAAUCGAAUGUGUCCGUUUUCGCUCUCUCUUCCCUUAUAUACACUCCUAAAAAGUAUGUAUAUAAGGUUCUUCUAUGGUAUUGCUGCGAAAACCUCCAUUUUGGAACCUUAAUUUUUAAGAGUGUGUAGCAAACAGUAACAUUUAUUAUGUAGUGAAUUAGUGAACAAGUCAGUGGUUUUCAACAGUAUGAUUUCCUAAACUCAAGCGUAAAUGUCAUGACAAUUUUAUUAUUUUGUUCUCUCUUUCCACUCUUAAGGCCUAUUCACACCACGAAUAAUAAGUAACAAAGAUAACAAUAACUAUAAGCAUUCACACCAACGGACAAUCUUUUUUUUUUUUCUCUGCCACUUUAAAUACUUAAGCUCAUUAAAGUCAGGUGGAUUCUGAUUGGCUGUCAAUUUUUAUCGUUCAUCAGCUGAAAAAAAAAAAAAAAUUAUGAAUGUGAUAUUGCUUCUCUGUCAUUAUCAUUGUGGUGUGGAAUUAGAAUGCUUAUUAAAGCUAUAUUAUUAUAGUUUUGGUCGUUGGUGUGAACGGCCCUUUGCACUCAAUAUGAGAGUUUCUUGGCAUAGUGUUGACCUUAUCAUUACUAAAGCAACUAAUGUUGCAACCAAACAUUGACUACACCUCAAAAGUGUCAUUCCUAAAGGUCGGAUUUGAAAACCAAAUCGGAUUUGUGUGCAGCGUGAACAAAGCGAGUCAAUCUCCGAUUCAAAUGAGGAAGACUCAUUCGACCACUCAUGUACCUAAGCAUGUCUGAGCAGUUUUAGUGAUAGCAUUCGUAAAGCCAUAGCAGAAUCAGAAUGGAUUCUCAGCUUUGGUUUGGGAGCUGCUGACUUAUAUGAGCAUGUGCUCCAGCUAAAGCGUGAUCCUCAAGCACUGGCUCUAUUCUUAUGCACCAACUAUGUAUAAUUCAACUUCUGCCUAAAAAUAUGCAAACCUCAGAUUUUCAGUACUCUGUGAUGGGUUUAUAAUGCCAAUUUGGCAGUUCAUUAGAAAUACAGUAUUUAGAUCAAUACACAGUACAGAAGUCAUGAAUUAUUUAGCCAUGUGCAAUGAUUUACAUUGGUAUUAUUGGGUUCAGUUAUGAUUUAUGAGGGACUAACAUGGUAGUUAGAUACUUAAUGCUUAGCAUGCAUACAACAAUAACCCAGCUUUUAAGCCGGGUUCACACUGUACGAUUUUGGCCACAAGACAGAGUCUUUGAUCGCUAGUUUGACAUGUUCACCUACAGCCGAUUAAUGAUCAUUGCGAUCAAAUUUUACCUCAGACGAAAUUCUGGCAGUGUCAGAAGUUUUGACUCACAGUCCUGUAGUGUGACUUCUAUGACAACUGUCAAAUCAAAAACCAAUAGGAGAGCCGAACAUAGAUUUACACAUAGAUGCCUCAUUAGCGGCUGUUUUCAAUAAGCCGUCCGCCAUAUUGGAAUGGUCAAAGCCAGUCCGUGAACAUUCAAGAGUAAGUUGAAUGAGCGUCUGCAACUGUAGUUAGACACAUGUGUGAACAUCUGUAUCUGCAAAAGACUUCAGCAGAUGAUUUUGCUAAACUAACACAAGACUAAGGUAUUAGCUAACACGACAUUAAAAAGUUGCCAUAGUAAAAGUAGAAACAUUAAAAAAGUAACGUAGUAAAAGCCUGUAGUAUUGAGUUAAUACAUAUAAAAACAUUAACACAUUCUCUAAAUGUUUAACAGUCUAAAAGCAGAGUUAAAUGCAGCUCUUGUCUGCCAUACAGUCUGACAUUAAUAACAGCUCAGAUCAUACAGUGUGACAAGCAGCAGUUGUAAAGGGCUAUAAUAAAUCGUACAGUGUGAACUCUGCUUUAAUUAAAAAUGGAGACUGCUGUAUUACAUCCUUUUACAUAUCUCCACUUUAAAAUUGUUUUGUAAGCUGUACUGUAUUAUGGUCACAAUCUCAGAACCACAUUACGAGUACAUACUUUUUCCAGACCUCUAGAAUUUGUUUGUCGAAGUGUUUUUCAUAAAAGAUUGUUUUGAAGUAGUAUUUCAGAUGCUGACUUCAGUAUUAGAAUGUGACAUUUAAAACUAAGAUGGUUAAAUCAAGCCCUGCUGUUGUUUGAAUUUGAAAUGGCUUUCUUUUUUAUGUUAGUGAAAUAUAAGGUGUACAGUGGUGAGAGAAAGUCUGUGAGCUCUUUAAAAUAAUCAGGAGCUCCCCAUUAGUUUGACCUACAAUGUGAGCUGCUCAAAAUCAAUAAACAUGAAAUAAGUAAUUCCACAAAUAAACUGACUGCAACCUUGUUGUAAUGUGUUAUUUGGUCAUGUAGGGGCUGCAAAACAGCCUAAAAUAUCAAUGAAUGAGAUCAAGUAGACUUGAAAAAUAAAAAGCAAUUUAGGCCCUACUACAUUUUACUACGUGCAGAACUCAAUAACAGGUAAAGGAAACAAAAAUGUGGUUUUACUCCAUGAGUAUCCCAUGUUAUUUGUUUCUGCUGUGUAAUCAACAAAAAAAUGAAUGUGUUGGUAUCUCUGCAGGGCUGAUUUUAGAUCAGUGUAAAGGCCAGCUGUGUUUGUCUAUCUUCACUACUCAUGGACACAGAUGACCUGAACUCCCACAUGUGGACUCUUCAUCUAGACAUUUACUUUAAUUAUGUCUUUCUUCAAUAUUUUGACGUAUUUAUUGAAAUAAAAGAAUUUAAGAGAA